Xiphophorus couchianus (Monterrey platyfish) is the source of this 1897-nucleotide messenger RNA. RefSeq names its product general transcription factor IIB (gene gtf2b). Gene Ontology annotation, cellular component: nucleus; transcription preinitiation complex. Gene Ontology annotation, biological process: RNA polymerase II preinitiation complex assembly; transcription initiation at RNA polymerase II promoter; transcriptional start site selection at RNA polymerase II promoter. The record is from RefSeq and is a predicted model, not a curated record. Bases 90 to 1046 code for a protein of 318 amino acids. The transcript is spliced from 7 exons. Lineage: Eukaryota; Metazoa; Chordata; Actinopteri; Cyprinodontiformes; Poeciliidae. Gene Ontology annotation, molecular function: RNA polymerase II core promoter sequence-specific DNA binding; acetyltransferase activity; RNA polymerase II general transcription initiation factor activity.
AGUUUAACUGCCACGUGACGAGAACCGCUUAUAAAUAGAGGUGCGCCAUACGUUCGCCUCUAGGACUGAAGGAAAGAGCGAAGAGUAACAUGGCGUCAACGAGUCGUGGAGAAUCUCUGGCCUUACCCAAAGUUCAGUGUCCCAACCAUCCUGAUGCGUUACUGGUGGAGGACUACAGGGCAGGCGACAUGAUUUGUCCUGAAUGUGGCCUUGUUGUUGGUGACCGUGUCAUCGACGUGGGCUCUGAGUGGAGGACGUUUUCUAAUGAGAAGGCUCUCAAAGAUCCAUCCAGAGUGGGAGACGCUCAGAACCCCCUGCUCAACGGAGGAGACCUGACCACCAUGAUCAGCAGGGGAACGGGCGCGGCCAGCUUCGAUGAGUUCGGCAACUCAAAGUACCAGAACCGGCGGACCAUGAGCAGCUCUGACCGGGCCAUGCUGAACGCCUUCAAAGAGAUCAGCACCAUGGCGGAUCGCAUCAACCUGCCGAGAAACAUCGUAGACAGAACAAACAACCUGUUCAAGCAGGUUUAUGAGCAGAAGAGUCUGAAGGGUCGAGCCAACGAUGCCAUCGCCUCAGCCUGCCUCUACAUCGCCUGCAGACAAGAGGGCGUACCAAGGACAUUUAAAGAGAUCUGCGCCGUCUCCAGGAUCUCAAAGAAGGAGAUCGGCAGAUGCUUCAAGCUGAUCCUGAAGGCUCUGGAGACCAGCGUGGACCUCAUCACCACGGGAGAUUUCAUGUCCCGCUUCUGCUCCAACCUGGGCCUGCCGAAGCAGGUGCAAAUGGCCGCCACCUUCAUCGCCAGGAAAGCCGUGGAGCUGGACCUGGUGCCCGGCAGGAGCCCCAUCUCAGUGGCCGCUGCAGCCAUCUACAUGGCCUCCCAGGCCUCCGCUGAGAAGAAGACCCAGAAAGAAAUCGGCGAUAUCGCUGGCGUUGCCGACGUCACCAUCAGACAGUCCUACCGACUCAUCUAUCCACGCGCAGCAGAACUUUUCCCUCCAGACUUUAAGUUUGACACGCCUGUUGACAAACUGCCUCAACUGUGAACUAGACUCCGCCUACUUAUUGCUGAAGUUUCUCUGCUGUACAUUGUUUUGUUGGUUUAGGGUUUGAAUAUUCUUUGGUUGUGCUCAAAAACAAGCAGCCUUCAGGGAGGCACUGUGACAGGAAUACAGCGGACACACAUUCCAGAGCUUGAAUAAACAGCUUGCAGACUGUACUUGCAGUAUUUCAUUUGACUGUAUAUACUGUACCAUGUAUAUAUGUCCAAGUGGGAAAACGUAAACUUGAUGCUUUGAAACUUUAGGCUCCUUUCAUAUUGUAUACACAAAGCAUUUGUUUUGUAGAAAAUUUUUGCCAGGUUCUAUUUUGUUUGAAUUGUUCCAAGUAAUUUAAAACAAUAAAACAUUUUCAAUUAAUCAGCUCAUGGUUUGAAUUAAAACCUUCACAUGUUGCUGCACACUGCUAGUCAGCUGUCUGUAGGAAGGUAUGAGACUUCACAAAGAUGAAAUCAGCUGUGUGAAAACAUUUUGCAACUUGAUUACUGACCAACUAAUGCGAGCUUUCUUGUUAAAAAAAUUAUUUACAAUCAGCUGGCUGAUUGUAAAUAAUUGAUAUGUAGUUUUUUUCAAUCUUAAAUUUGACUUGCUUUAGAUGGAGCCUACUGUAUUUCAGUAACUCCGUUAAGCCAGGAUCUUUCAGCAGUGAAAUAAAAAUAAGCCAAUAUUACAAAUGUUUAAUCUGUGCAUUCAUGAUAGGUAACAGUGACUGCAAAGAUGCCUUUCUUUAACAUUAUACACCAGGAUGAAUGAGAACAGUUGUGAUUUGGGUAAUUUGUACCAUCCAUUCAGUUUAUAUCUGUUCUGGAAACAACAUGCACAAUCACAUUUAAAAAAAA